Messenger RNA from Tachyglossus aculeatus (Australian echidna), 1993 nucleotides. It is a transcript of the gene RAP1B, whose product is annotated as RAP1B, member of RAS oncogene family. Gene Ontology annotation, biological process: negative regulation of synaptic vesicle exocytosis; cellular response to cAMP; Rap protein signal transduction. The record is from RefSeq and is a predicted model, not a curated record. The transcript is spliced from 8 exons. Bases 80 to 634 code for a protein of 184 amino acids. Gene Ontology annotation, molecular function: GDP binding; GTP binding; GTPase activity. Gene Ontology annotation, cellular component: plasma membrane. NCBI's taxonomy places the organism in Eukaryota, Metazoa, Chordata, Mammalia, Monotremata, Tachyglossidae.
UGGGUCCUCCCCGCCCGGGCCGGUGGACCCCCGGGCAAUCUCCGGCUGGGUACUGGGGCGUUGACUACAGGCCUGCACCAUGCGUGAAUACAAGCUAGUUGUUCUUGGCUCAGGAGGCGUUGGGAAGUCAGCCCUGACUGUGCAGUUUGUCCAAGGAAUAUUUGUUGAAAAAUAUGAUCCUACGAUAGAAGACUCCUAUAGGAAGCAAGUGGAAGUAGAUGCUCAACAGUGCAUGCUUGAGAUUUUGGACACGGCAGGAACGGAGCAAUUUACAGCAAUGAGAGACUUGUACAUGAAAAAUGGACAGGGCUUUGCACUAGUGUAUUCCAUCACAGCGCAGUCCACAUUUAACGACUUACAAGAUCUGCGAGAACAGAUUCUCCGAGUUAAAGAUACCGACGACGUGCCAAUGAUUCUGGUUGGGAAUAAGUGCGACUUGGAAGAUGAAAGAGUUGUAGGAAAGGAACAAGGCCAGAACCUAGCAAGACAGUGGAACAACUGCGCGUUCUUAGAAUCUUCAGCUAAAUCAAAGAUAAACGUUAAUGAGAUCUUUUAUGAUCUAGUGCGGCAAAUUAACAGAAAAACUCCUGUCCCCGGGAAGGCACGUAAAAAGUCGUCGUGUCAACUGCUUUAAUGUACAGAUGUAUUGUAGCUCUGAGCCAGGUUUGAAGAACUGUUGCCCAAUUCCAACAGCGCCAGCAUUCCGACUUUAUUCAGCCCACCAACAUCUUAAAUGGACUUUCCCGUGGUGAUACCCUUGAAGAAACGGAUGAAAGCUACGACAUCGGUUGGCACAUUCGGUUCACUUGGCGGUGUCAGAGAUUUUUACUUACAGCGUGAGUAUGCAGCUGGUGAAACCAGAGGCUCCGUCCAGUAUUACUGCUAAGAGACGUUGUUCAUCCCUCCUCCAGUGCUGUACGUGUAUGAAAAUUGCGGACUGUAAACUCUUAACAAGCCCCAUACUUUCUAUUGGAGAGUCCAGUAAUGGAAAUCCUGAAAGCACCACUAUUUUAGCAUAAUGAAAGAAAGUCCAAAGAGCUCCUAUAUAGACUACUCCAGAUAACUCCGCUUCUUUGAUAUUUGUAGCUUCUUGUAAUUUUUUUUUUUUUUUUUUUUUAAAGAAAUACGAAGUCACCAUCGUAUUGUACAAAAGCGCUUUGAAUUAACACAACCGCUAACUAGAUUUUGGGGUUCCUUUCUAAUUUUUGGAAAACCUGUGGAGACCGUGAUCUUGUCUUUAAAAUGAGAUAGUCCUUUCAGUAUAACGUCUCAGAUCUAAGACUUUGCCUUUAAUAUCUGUUGGGAAGGAAAAAGAAAAAAAAUGUCCAGACUUUUCAAUCUUUUAUCGUACGUUCCUUUUUUUUGUUUACAUAGGGAACACUGUUUAUAGUUACGUGUACAGUGGGGGUCUACAACAAGAAGUGUAUAUUUUCAGACAAUUUUUUAAUGAUUUGACAAUUUUUUGUAAAUCAUUUUCAGGCUUCUGCAGCUGUAGAUUCUCACUGUGAACCCCCCCCUCCCGCCCCCUUCUUCCCCCCGUCUCCUCUUCCCCCCCGCUUGCUCAUGCGUAAGUGUAUUUGCAAUACCAAAUAGACAGGUUUUAGCCCUAUUACCCGUUAGUGACUGUUUCCCCGUGUGUAACGUUUUGGUUGAGAUGUGAAAUGGUGGAAGAGUACUGUGGAUGUGAAUGUGGGAAGUGAUUUUUAUAAUCCUAUGUAAUUGGUCACGGGGCCCGAGUUUGCAGUAAUUUCCCCUUUGCCGGUUUAUUUACCAAAUGCCCCGUUGCUUCGUCCGCAUUAACGUUCGGGUGUAAAGAUCGUGUGUAUAUCCAGCAGGGAGCCACAGUAUUUAAAUUGACCGACCUAAUGUUACAAACUGCUUCGCGGUGGCCAAAUGUAAACUAAAAGCCUUAAUCGAAAGUGGUGCAAUUUUGUAUAACGUAGCAUCAGUAGUUCAAUAAAUUUGGAUUGCCAUGCAAGGGCUUGCAUUAUAA